AUGGCAUUUUUGGAUCGAGUUAACAUUGGCAACGCUGCUGUCUAUGGUCUGCAGAGGGAUCUCAGACUUGUGGGCGAUGACUUCAACGUUGCGUUGACCGUGUUCUUCGUGCCCUAUGUCCUCUUCGAGAUCCCUUCCAAUAUCGUGCUGAAACGGCUCAAACCACAUUUUUGGUUAUCGAUAUGCAUGUUCCUUUUUGGUCUCGUCACACUGCUACAGGGCUUCGUCCAGAGUUUCAGCGGCUUGAUUGCGACCCGAUUCUUCCUUGGUCUUGCAGAGGCAGGGGUCUUUCCUGGAUGCUUUUAUUUGAUCAGCAUGUGGUACAAACGCUCAGAAGCUCAAAAGCGAUACACACUCUUCUUCAGCUCUACUCAGCUUGCGGGUGCCUUCGGGGGACUCCUUGCCAGCGCUAUCGGAAACAUGAAUGGUCUACGAGGCUACAAUGCGUGGCGGUGGAUAUUUAUCCUGGAAGGCCUCUUGACUUGCGUCCUGUCCUUUGCUACCUAUUUCUUGAUAUCCGAUUUCCCUGAAGAGGCAAAGUGGCUGACCGAGGAAGAGCGAGUCUAUAUCAAAGAACGAUUAAGAACAGAACAAGGGGACUCAAAGGCAGAUCGUCGCACCACUUUCCGUGACAUCGUCGAGGUAUUCAAGGACUACAAAAUCGUCCUGGGAGGUCUUAUGUACUUUGCCCUCAUCGUCCCUGCAUAUGGCUUCGCAUACUUUUCUCCCACCAUCAUCCGAACAUAUGGCUACUCUCCAAUCUCCACCCAGUUGCACUCCGUCCCGCCGUUCGCCGUCGCCUUUGUCUUCUCUGUGCUCAUUGCUUUUAUCUCUGACAGGCUGCAGCACCGCUUUGUCUUCAUCCUUAUCCCACUGGCCCUCGGCAUCAGCGGUUCCGCCAUCCUCCUCCGUGUCCACAACAACGUUGACGCUCAGUAUGGCGCCCUCUUUCUCUUGGCUAUGGGUAUCUAUGCAGCCAUGCCUGUCGUCAUAUGCUGGUUCACCAUGAACUUGCAAGGUCACCAUGCCCGCAGUGUCGGCACCGCUUGGCAGAUCGGCUUCGGCAACCUCGGCGGCAUCGUUGCGCCGUUUGCUUUUUUGUCUAGGGAUGCACCCUACUACCGUACCGGGUACGCGCUCCUCAUGAGCAUGAUCUGUCUUGCCGUCGUCUCCGCCGCCGCGUAUUUCCUUGCUCUCUGGAGAGAAAAUCAAAGACCGGAGAGGAUAGCAAAAGAAGAGCUGACCAGACCCGAGCAUGUAAACAGGGCCAACUUAGAUGGAAGGUUGCGCCAUAUACUAUAG
Endocarpon pusillum Z07020 is the source of this 1302-nucleotide messenger RNA. RefSeq lists its product as uncharacterized. Gene Ontology annotation, biological process: transmembrane transport. The record is from RefSeq and is a predicted model, not a curated record. The transcript is spliced from 5 exons. Gene Ontology annotation, molecular function: transmembrane transporter activity. Lineage: Eukaryota; Fungi; Ascomycota; Eurotiomycetes; Verrucariales; Verrucariaceae. Gene Ontology annotation, cellular component: plasma membrane. Bases 1 to 1302 code for a protein of 433 amino acids.